AUACAUCCGGUUCCGACCUGCGCCAUUUUGAUGAAACAGCGAGGAGAGAAGCAGAUCUGAUCACCGAAAUGGAUUUUAUGGAUUUAAAUUGAAGAUCAACGCGGAUACUCGACUUUCGUCUCUACGUGAUGGAAAACUCCCGUCUAUCGAAGAGGAACCUUUGCGUCCUGGCAUGCUAGCUGUUAGCACUGGUUAGCUCACCCGACAAGCAUUGUUAGCAUAGUUAGCAUCGUUAGCCGAGUGGUGGUUCCAUGUUGUUUUCAGCUAACGUUAGCUAAUCUCGAGGCGUAGCAUGCUAGCCUUGACGUUGGCUAACUAAGCUAACUCAGCAUUUAAACGUUAUAGUGCGAUUUCAGAACAACUUUCUUCAAGGUCAGCCGGCGAUAAACGUGACAUUUGUGGACUUGUGGCGGAAGAUUUUCACACACGUGGACGUCGGUGCGGUUUGUGUCGACCUAUACGAACUACACCAACACGGACUGUUGCUCUGGAGACCCCCUAACCCCGUGGCCCUGUGCUCCAGAGACUGCUCCCCACGGACUUGUGCUCUCCUGGGAUGUCUCACCGGACUCUAAAGGACUGAGGAGGCUCAGGAUGGCGCUCCGGCCUCACGUCUCGAUCCUCAUUUUUCGUUAAUAACAAGGACUGCGAGCUGAACCCUUCUCCCCCCUUUACACCCACCUCCACCUCCUUUUGUCCACAGUGUUUCAGCCAAUAUAAAGAAAGUAUACCCAUUAAAGUCACCACAUCUAGCUGUGUUCAGUGUUGACGCUGUUUUUAUUUUCUUAUCAUAACCAGGCCUGUGUUUUUUUUUUUUUCUCCUUUUCUUCUUGUGCUUGAUUGACUUAAAGUGCUGUUAAAAAAUGUCGUGUGUUCACUAUAAGUUCUCUUCCAAACUGGACUACAACACUGUCACUUUCGAUGGGCUGCAUAUCACCCUCAACGAGCUUAAAAAGCAGAUUAUGGGCCGAGAGCGCCUCAAGGCCACGGACUGCGACCUGCAGAUCACCAAUGCGCAGACUCGAGAAGAAUACACCGAUGAUGAAGCCCACAUCCCGAAACACUCGUCCGUGAUCGUCCGCCGCACUCCGCUUGGUGGAGUAAAACCUGCUGGCAGGACGUUCAUUGUAGAUCGUUCUGACACAGCUGUGGUGGGAUCUUCUAGACCCACUGAUUCUUCUCCAUCUAUGUCACUCGCCCAACUUGCCAAGACUGCUAACCUGGUUGACGCUAAUGCAUCAGAGGAGGACAAGAUUAAAGCCAUGAUAUCUCAGUCCAAUCAUGAAUAUGACCCGAUACAUUACUCCAAGAAGGCAGUUGGACCUCCACCUGCUCACUAUACCUGCUUUCGUUGUGGAAAGGCUGGUCACUACAUUCGACAAUGCCCCUUGCUGCUGAUCCAGGAUAAGAGUGUAGAGGGUCCCAAGCCAGUAAGGAUCAGCAAGGGCAUCCCUCAGAGCUUCAUGGUGAAGGCAGAGCCAGGCACCAAAGGAGCCAUGUUAACCAGCACUGGAGAAUAUGCUAUACCUGCUAUAGAUGCGGAGGCAUAUGCACAAGGAAAGAAGGAGCGCCCUCCGUUUGUUCCACACGACCAGUCAUCAUCCGAGGACGAUACAGACCCAAUCCCCGAUGAACUCCUGUGUCCGAUCUGCAAUGACCUGAUGACGGAUGCCGUGGUUAUACCCUGCUGUGGAAACAGUUACUGCGAUGAUUGUAUCAGAACUGCCUUGUUGGACUCAGAGGAGCACACCUGCUUCACAUGCAAACAGUCCGAUGUUUCACCUGAUAAUCUCAUCGCCAACAAGUUUCUGCGACAGGCUGUGAACAACUUUAAGAACGAGACAGGAUACACCAAACACGUGCGCAAGCAGCUACAAAAUGCAGCCCCGCAACCACCGCGCCCUCAGUUGGUCAGGCCAAUGCACUCAAGACAGCAGGACCCACUGAUGGCCAACAUCAUUCACCCUCCUCCUACAAGCGCACCCUCACCUGUCCCUCAAGCACAGGUCCCGUCACCUGCUCCUGUUCCGGCUCCCGCUACUGCUCCUGCUAGUGCACCUGCACCUGCUCUUGCUCCUGCUGCUACAUCUGCUCCUACUUCUGCUCCUACCCCUCCUCAUGCUGCUGCUGUUGAAGAACAAGAUCAUUCACCAGCACCUGCACCUGCUGUUGACCACCAUUCUCCUAUGCACUCCUCCAGCCACGGGGAACCGCCUCCACCGGGGGAGACAAAUCCAGAACCUACUGUGACACCAGACUCUUCAGGAACCUCAAAUUACCAUUUACCUGUUAUUGGCCACCCGCCACCUCUAAGGCCGCCUCAUCCACCAGGUCACCAGUCACGACCACACCACUCUCCGAGAGGGGGAGGCAGACCCUGGGAGAGGUUUUACAGAGGAAGAGGAGACCACCCCUCCACUCACCUCCAGACAGCCCCACCUCCUGCACCUAUCCCCCCAGUGUACCCAGCUCCGUCCAUGUACCCUCCCCCACCCCAGUUACCCCCUCCGUACACCUCUGGCCCAGGCCUUCUCCCUCCUGUCAUUGGUUACCAACCCCAGCCUCUUUAUGCUCCCGGACCACCAGGGCUCAACCCACCAUGGGUUGCCCCUGGUACCCAGCCACCUCUUAUGCCUUUACCCCCUCGGUCAGCCCCCCUCUCUAAGGAAGAUUUCUACAGACAGCGGCACCGACAGGACACAGUUACAUCCAAACUGGAUGAAUUUACUAAAGACUUCCACAAAGAGCUUAUGAAGUACAGAAAUGCCCCAAAGAGACGAAGACCAUCGUAUUCAAGAUCCCGGUCAUACAGUCGCUCUCCAUUCAGCCGUUCUCCUUACUCUCGCUCUAGAUCCAGAUCCAGAUCAAGAUCCAGGUCCUACUCUUAUUCUCCCAGCCGUUCCCGUUCCCGCUCCCACGGCCGGUCUUAUCCCCGCUCCCCUUAUAAUAGACGCAAUGGGCGCAGUUAUGGACGAUCACGGUCAAGGUCCCGUUCCCGUUCAAGGUCUUAUGGGUAUCGUCGCUCAGGCACACCCCGGUCUCCUCCCCCCUACCGACCACCAGGCUGGGAGGGAGCAGAGGGAGCUGGACCAUAUAGGUCAAGGUCACGAACUCGCUCCCCUGGCCCUGGUGGCUUCCGGACCCGCAGCCCUGCUGUACGAAAGCCGCCUCCUCGGGAGCUCCCACCGUAUGAACUGAAGGGUCCUAGUCCUGGAGGCAAUGAGCGCUGGGAAAGAGAAAGGUAUCGGCAGUGGGAGAAGGAAUAUGCAGACUGGUACAAUCAGUACUACAAAGACUACGAUAACCCACAUCCCUCAAUGCAUCACAGAGCUCGUGGCAGCAGAGACAGGGAGAGGGACAGAAUGUCCCCGUUAUCCAGAGAUUACUCCCCCCAGGGGAGAGGAAGAAGAGGAAGAGAUGAGAGAGGUGCUCCCCCUCACCAUCCUCAAUCCUCCUCCUCUUCAGGGACUAAGUCCAGCGCUAAAGUCCUGAAGACAAAGAAAGUAAAGAAGAGGAGGACUGGGGAUGAAUCAGAGACAUCACAUCAGUCGGUAGACAGAGGUGAUGCUACUCCUGUCAGAGACGAACCGAUGGACGAAAUCCCUUCACUCGUCAAAACGCCUCCCAUGUCCUCAAAGGCUUCAGUUGGAGCCUCGAGCUCUAAAGCUCCAGCCUCUAAAAGCACGGCUACACCCGUUAAACCCUCAACCAAGUCGACAUCGAAGACUCCGUCUGAUAGGAGUAAGAAAGAUAAGGGCCAAAAGGUGAAAGCUAAAGUUAAGACGGAGAGCGUGAAGGUAAAGACUGACAAAGUGAAGAAAAAGCCUGGAGACGUUGUGGUGACCAAAAAAGACUCCUCAUCCUCCUCCUCCUCUGGCACAAAACCGUUAAAGCCCAUUAAAACCAAACCAGAAGAAACUUCCAACUCUCUCCCUAAAAAGGAAAAGGGCAAAAGCUCUUCAGUGAGGCCGGCCCUCCUUAAGACCCCCCCACUGUCCUGCCAGAACCUUCCUCACCAUCAUCCCUCUCUUCACGACGGCCCUCGACCCGGCCACGACAUGCGGGGGAGAAGAGAUCUUCCACAGGGCGGUGGUCUCCUUCCCACCCCCCAUCAACACGGACUCUCACUCCUCCACAGGCCUAACUCCCCCGAUGGCCGGAGGAGGAUGGGAGACGAGGGCCGCUCUUUGCUCGGACCCCCUCCCGGAAAGCUGAGGAGAAUAGACGGGCUGGGGGUUGGAGGUGAUGUCAUCUCCCACUCUCACAUGUCUCACCAGCCCCCGGUCCACAGACUUCCACCCCCCUCUGACAGGCCGGGUCUUCUUCCCAUACCAGGGAGCCGUGAUAUGGGCCGGGGAGACUCGGAUCGAGGAUCCAUCAGACCUCUCAUGGACCUUCAGGUGAAGCCACUGACCCAGAGGAGGAUCAAGUUGAACAGAGACCUGGGGAGAAAGGGCAGCACUGAGACAGCAACCACUGACAGGCCACCGUCUGGUUCUGAGAAGACCUCCUCCACCUCAGACCGAUCAUCGACCACUAACCUCUCUGAAGGAGACCGACCCAGCAGCACAGCAGAAGGUGCCGUUAGAAAGGAGCGGUCGGGAUCUGCGGAGAGGGGAGUCGGCAGAGAGAGACCGGGAAGUGCUGGAGAGAGACUGCAGGGUUCAGACAGAGAGCAGAGUAGAAGCUCAGGACUGGACCGAGAGCGGGACAGAGCUUCAGGAUCAGACAGAGGCAUGACGUCUGACAGAGACAGAGACAGGGCCUCCAGCUCACAGAAACUAGCAGUUACAGUAGAGAGAGACCCAGAUGGAGAGAGGUCAGUGAGGACCGAGAGGACCGAGAGGACAGAUCGAAAGACCUCCAGUGCAGGAGGGAGGUCUGUCUCUCUGGAUAAAGUGACCAUCGCAGAGAAGUCGACCGUCUCCAGGAGCUUGACCGACCCUCAGGAGAAGCCGAGCACAUCAUCCAAGGAGAGAGGAGAAGGGUCAGAACGAUCUGCUAAAUCUGACAGGAGUGUGUCCAAGGACAGAGCAGAGAGGAGUGUCCCCUCAGGAGAGAAACCAGCUGCUGCUCACAGAGAAGCAGUGAAAGAUGGUGAGGAGCCUGUUGUGAAGAGCAAACCUAAGAUCAGCCGAAAGGCUCUGACAAGCCCCACAUCGAGCUCCACUAGGUCAUCUCAAGAAACAAAGCGGGACUCAGACAAAGAUCAGAAGAGUGCAUCCUCCAAACCUGCAGAACAGCCUGCCGCUAGCCCCGUGAACAGCCGGGUCCGCACCCCGAGCGCCAGCCCAGAACCCAGUCCAGCCAGUGAGGAGCCGCUCAUUCAGCCUCCUCCUCGCUCCAAGUGGGAAAGAGAGGAUGAUGAAGAAGGCCAGGAAAACGGACUUAGUGCACCCAAGGAGCCCUCACCGGUGCCACAAAAGGGCCGAGGCAGAGAGGGGCCGACUGAAGCGCCUAAACCUGUUAGGAGUGAAGGCCGGGAUGCUCCAAGGGAGGAGAGGCGAGGAGCGGUGAGAGAAGAGAGGAAAGGGAGAGCACCGAGGGAAGAGGGUAAAGGAGGCAGGACGGCACAGACAAAUAAUGACAAACCAACCAAAAUAAAACUUGUUAGGGAGGAGGGGAGAGGAGGAGGAGGAGGAGGAAGAGAGGAAGGGAGAGCUGCAGCAAGGGAGGAGCGGAGAGGUGGAGUAAGAGAGGAGGGGCGAGGAGCGACGGGGAAGGAAGAGAGAGCUGCAGAAGGCCGAGGUGGAGGACGAGAUGAGAGUCGUGGCCCGGAGCCCAGGAGACAGCGGUUGUGCUCUGACCUGGGCCGCGAGACGGACGAGGCGGCCUUCGUGCCCGACUACAGCGAGGGCGAAGGCUCGGAUACGGAGAGAGGAAGGAGCGGCAGCGCCAGUCUGUCCGGCAGCCAAGCCUCCAGCCCCAGCCAGAGCAACCACAGCGGCUCGGCAGCCACCAACACCACGGCCGACAAGAAGAAGAAGAAACACAAGAAACAUAAGAAACACAAGAAGCACAAGAAGCACCUCGCCCAGGACAAGGAAGGAGAACAAAAGGAGCACAAGCACAAACACAAGAAAAAGAAACACAAAAAGAGCAAAGACAAAGAUGUGGAGGAAGAGGAGGAGAAGGUGGAGAAAGUGGAGAAAGUGGAGGAAGGGGCUCCACACUAACAGGGGGCUAAUAAGGAGAUAAUGAUGUAUUCUAGAGAUAUGGGCUAACACUGGCAUGCUGCUCCAUGUGCCACUCUGAGGGGAACGGAUGAAACAAGUCUUUGAAUGACCAUGACACUGGACGGCUGUCUGGCUGUUAUCCACUUAAUGUCACUGCAAGUCUCCAAACCUACUCGUGGUACUUUGUUGUGCCUGGAUUGCAGCAUUUUGACCCCUGCUGAGGUUGCUUUAAUGUUCAAUGUGAACCUUUUUCCUUUUGUGACUUUGUGGGUCAGAGAAAAACUCUGAAUUGAUGCUGUGCAGCACUAUUGUGAUCAACCUAGAGCCGGGCAGAGAGAGGACUUAAUGAUAAUAACGGAUCCACGGCCGUGAAUCUGAAUGAUAGGAAUAACAAACACUGUACUCAGGGAUGUGAUUGCUUCUUUGUAGAGGAGGAAUUGCUGUUUCUCUGUCUCCCGAUUCAUUUGUAAAUAGAGAUGAGCUGUUGCUUCACAUAAUAAUAAUUUUCCCUCAAGUUUGUUUUGCUCACAUCCCUGUGUGCUGUUCAGUGCUUAAAUGCGGAAUAACCUUCAUUGCUAUGAGGGUCGUUGUAAGCUCUUUUUUUUUUCCUAGGACUGUACUUGUGGUUUUGCAUGUUUUGGCACAUUAAGUACAACUCAUUAAUACUUUCCAUUACUGCAAACCAUUUUCAACGUUCAUAAUCUCAUUUUUAGGCAGCCAUUGGUUUCAAUCAUGCCAGUAGUUGUUUUUUGGGGGGGAUUAUAAAUUGAUUUAAAUUAGGAAUAAAAGGCAACAAAACCUUCUUGGAUAAGUUAUCUUUCUACUGCAAGGUUAAAUCGCUGCAAGGUGAUUUUAUAACCAAACUCAAUAUGAAUGAAAUCCAGUAGUCCUCUUUGGAAAUGGUUAGCAUUAUAGUAUUUUUGAUCAAUGUGCUGAAACCAACACGAUCACCUGUAGGGUCCUUUUUGAGUUAAAUCAAAUGUUUAUGUAUCCAUGAUACACUGGAUUGUAUAAAUCUAGGAUGUGUUGAUUAAUAAUGUCAAAUCAGUCGGCAUGUUUUUGUUCCAAAGGGACAGUAGGUGUCCAUCACGCUGUCAGUGAGUGAAUGAAUGUGUGUUUGUCCGUGUGAAAGGGAAAUGUGACAGAUGUGGGACAUGUUGGAGCACUGGUGUUCUCACAAAUGAGUUGUUCGUUUUUUUUUUAAUUAAAAUGUUUUG
Anoplopoma fimbria (sablefish) is the source of this 7393-nucleotide messenger RNA. RefSeq names its product E3 ubiquitin-protein ligase RBBP6-like. Gene Ontology annotation, biological process: ubiquitin-dependent protein catabolic process; mRNA processing; protein ubiquitination. Gene Ontology annotation, molecular function: ubiquitin protein ligase activity; nucleic acid binding; zinc ion binding. NCBI's taxonomy places the organism in Eukaryota, Metazoa, Chordata, Actinopteri, Perciformes, Anoplopomatidae. The record is from RefSeq and is a predicted model, not a curated record. Gene Ontology annotation, cellular component: nucleus.